Messenger RNA from Ceratitis capitata (Mediterranean fruit fly), 3780 nucleotides. RefSeq names its product bromodomain-containing protein DDB_G0270170 (gene Socs36E). The transcript has 2 exons. Gene Ontology annotation, biological process: intracellular signal transduction; phosphatidylinositol phosphate biosynthetic process. NCBI's taxonomy places the organism in Eukaryota, Metazoa, Arthropoda, Insecta, Diptera, Tephritidae. Bases 95 to 2098 code for a protein of 667 amino acids. Gene Ontology annotation, cellular component: phosphatidylinositol 3-kinase complex. The record is from RefSeq and is a predicted model, not a curated record. Gene Ontology annotation, molecular function: 1-phosphatidylinositol-3-kinase regulator activity.
AAAAAAAUUGUACUCUUUUUAAAUAAACCUACAACAUACAUAUGUAUGUACAUCCAUACAAGUGGACUUUAAUAAAUUUUUGAAAAUACUUCCGAUGGGGCACCGUUCCAGUAAACUAUCUGCUGGCCUCACCAACGGUAAUACAAGCAUUAACAAGAGCAGCUCACUUAAAGAUACAACAGCAACAUCAACAAAAUUAUCUAAACACUCGUCGCGACGAUACUCGGCACGUUAUCCAAAAUCUUGCUCAGCGAAAAGUGAAAGCAAUAAGAAUUUUAGACACUCAAUUGCAUCACUGAGCAGCAGUAAUAGCACAAACGUCGCUACGGUGUGCGGUGAUCAGCAGUUCUUGCCUAUUUUACGUUUGGAUAGUGAAUCGAUUGCGGAAAACGCAAAUCUGUCAUCGGUGGCGAGCAAUUCUACGGGUCAAAUCAUAAUAAAAAUACACUUUAAAACGCACACACCACCGACAGCUGAUACUAUGGACAAUGCGUCGCAAAAGGAUGUCGUGUCGCCAAGUGAACGUGAGACACGUGCACGUUCUUUGUUAAAUAGUGAAAAUUAUCGACGUUUAGUCGAUACAAACUCAAAUAAUGAAUUUGUUGAAACCGCUGGCAGUUCUCUAAAUUCUGUGCUAAACAAUAACAGUAACAGUAACACUAAUAAUAAUAAUAAUAACAAUAGUAGAGCAUCGCUUCCAGCACAUUUAAAUACGUUGCGCAUAAUAGAGCCUUUAUCGCAACAGGACACAACGAGCGCCGCUGGUGCCGUUGAUUAUUACGAGGUUGCUGAAGAAGCACCCGCUUCAACACACAGUCGACCAGUUAGCAGUCGACGUCAAAAAGCUAAAUCGGCUUUUAUGAAUUUCAGAAGUAUGUUGGAAUCCUCCAGCAGUAAAGCACAACAGAACAAAGUUACGAAUAGUAACAAUAAUAAUCAUCAUAGUGGCGGCGGCGGCAAUGGCAGUAAACAUUCCCACAAUAACCGGCAAUCGCUACCCUUGCCGUCGGUAGAACAAACGCGACAAAACCCAUUGCGGCCAGUAAGCAGCAGCGAGACAAGAUCAACAUUACCCGUGGCUAGUACUUCCAGCAUUUACCAUGACGGUGCUGUUGUCAGCAAUCUCAAUCCCAUAAUGGCUUCCAAUCCACAUACAACUACUACUCCUCCAACUCCAAUAUCAAUUACUACCUCAAGUGCAGCACUUCCACUAUCACCACCGACAACAACAACAACAACAGCAACAGCAACCAACAAUCAGCUAGCAAUUUGGGCUUCGUCACCAAACCAAGAUUUAAUAAUCUCUUCCAUAAACGUAGUGGUGUGUCCUCCAACAGCAGCAGCAGCAGCAGCAGCAAUAGCAACAACAGCGGUGGCGCCCACAAAUAUGUCAUCAGCAGAGCAUUUAAUGUCCAGCGAACAUGGCGAUAGCCACAGUAGCUGCGGCAGUGCUUGCGUAAGAAGUGUCCCAAAGCAUCUAACAACUGGCGAAAGUGCGCAGCCGCAAAGUGGAAUGGCGAAAAAUAUCAUACAUGCCCUCUCAACAGCGACAUCACCGAUUGUGCACUCGCAAGUGGACUUUGUCCACUACCUGGUGCCGGAUUUGCAGCGUAUAUUCAAUUCGAGUUUCUAUUGGGGGAAAAUGGAUCGUUAUGAGGCCGAGCGUUUGUUGGAGGGCAAGCCGGAGGGCACAUUUUUGUUGCGUGAUUCAGCGCAAGAGGAAUAUUUAUUCUCGGUAACAUUCCGAAAGUACGGGCGUUCACUGCAUGCGCGCAUCGAACAAAGUGGACACAAAUUCAGUUUCGACUGCCACGACCCAGCCGUAUUUAGCACAUCCACCGUCACCGGGUUGUUGGAGCAUUACAAAGAUCCCGGUAGUGUUAUGUUUUUUGAGCCAAUGCUAACUGUACCAUUCCAUCGCAAGAGAGUAUUCUCAUUACAGCAAUUGUCACGCGCCGCCAUCGUAUCGAACAGCACGUACGACGGUAUAACGGAACUCGAGCUGCCGGUGCGCUUAAAAGCUUACCUGAAGGAAUAUCACUAUAAGCAGAAAUUACGCGUAAAGCUGCUCGAUGAGACCUUACUCACAUGUACCUAGUGUCCGCUUAACGCGGCCAAUUAUCGCGCCGCCAUUGUUUCGGGUAGCAGUGGAGCUGCAGUGAGUGGUGGUAACGAUGGCGGCGCGACUGAUGUUGGCCGAAUCGUGCUGCAUAAAACAACGGCAGCUAGAGCGUUUGCUGUUAAUGUCGACGCCGGCAUUGUGGAUGGCAGCGGGUUGGUGGGUGCGCAUUUCGUCGAUGGUUUGGUCAAUAUGCGUGUGGUAUCGGUGGAAACGUUGCAUGACCUUGUCGAUCUUGAAGAUCUGCAACAUGCAAAUACCUUCGUGACAUAUGUACAACACUCGGCAGUGGUGGAGCAAUUGAAAAACAACUGUACAACGGAUGAUGGUGUGAUGAAUCGGCAUAAGCGACAUCGACGUCAACAAUUGUUGAAAAUACCAAAUCGAAUGACAGAACUGCUAAGCCGUGUAACAGCUAAUUUGAACUGUUACAAUAAUGCGCAACGCCAACGCAGGCAUCGACAGCAACAGCAACAGCAACAACAAGCUCAAAGCGAUAAUGUGCCAUCACAUGGUCCACAGCAGCAGCAGCAUCAAAACUAAACUGAAUUAAAUAUAUGUAUAUAAAUAUAUAUAUACACACGUCAGACAAUCCCAGUGAAUAUGAAAAUCAAAAUUACAACAAAAAAACUCCAAAUGUUUCGUGACGGUUCGGUGCGCUUUAUAAUAACCUAAUAACCGCCAAUACAGCGCCAUAUAGUGCCACCGUCACACUGAACUCUUUAAAUUGUACAUUAUAAAGUAUCAAAAUAGUAUUAAGCAGCAGCAUUUGUGUCACGGGUGAUCCUUAUAUUGCAGCUAACAAGGGGGGAUCUUCGUUUGAAUGUGUGUGCUCUAAGCGCGCACUCGCCGAGGCCCUCCUGCGCUGGUUGCACACCAAAACGCGUUUGCUAAAAUAGUAUUUUUUUUUUGCUAGUUUUCUGGUAGCUUAAUUUAAUAGUGAAUAUAUAAAUCUAUAUAUAUACAUAUAUAUACUUGUAUAUCGCUCUAAAGAAAAAUGAAAAAUUGUAUGAAAUAUUAUAUGAGAUAACACAGAUGUACAUAUGUAUGUUAAUUAUACGCUUGUUACUACAUUAAUUCAUAGAAUUUCCUUUUUGUAUAAUUUACUAUACAAAAAUCGCUAGUUUUACGUUGUAGUUAAUGACAUUAUUUAUUUUCCCCUGUUAAUGUAAAUCGUUUUAUUUAUUACAUUUUCGAUAGUCUUCGCCCAAUUUCAUUAUGUACGUACAUUCUUGUUGCUAUAUAUAUUAUACUUAUAUCCAUAUCACCAUUUCUCCUUCAUUUUACCAUUUAUUUAUUUAUUUCUCUUUGUUAUACUCAUAUGCAUUGCAUAUGCAUUACAAAUUUACACAUAAAUUGUAAAUAAGUAUGUGAACAAAAUUAUUGUUAAUGAAAAAGAAGAAGAAGAAAUUGUAUGUACUUUGAUAUUGUUCUUAUAUCAUUUAUAUUGAAAUGCUGGAAUAUUACGAUAAUUAUUGAUUGAUUGUUAAUGUCGGCAAGUGGAGGGAGCGAAGUUUCUAGUAAAGCUUUUUGGAUAAAAAAAAAGUACAAUAUACAAUUUACAGUCGCAGUGUUCAGCUGUACUUACAUAUCCAUGACUGUAAACUGAAUUUAUUAUAAAUGCAAUUGUUCAAACUCGAGUUGAAAAAAAUAUAUAUAAA